Messenger RNA from Arabis nemorensis, 1866 nucleotides. The record is from the annotation of a GenBank genome assembly. Lineage: Eukaryota; Viridiplantae; Streptophyta; Magnoliopsida; Brassicales; Brassicaceae.
AUGGAUCCGGAGCAGACGUUUAUUAGGGUUCAGGAGAGGUUUUCGCAGAUCUUAACGCCUAGGAUUAGAGGUUUCUUAGAGUAUACAUACCUCUUCGUUGCCAUCACUUUGUUCUCUAUCCUCGUUGUUAUGCACGCCAAUUAUGUUCAGCAGCCUGGUUGUUCGAGUGAGCUGACUGGAGUUGAGCUAGCUGAAGCAGAGCUUUUACAGAUCAAGAUAACAAGCGCAGGGUUGUGGUCACGUAACGAUGAAAGUACUGCUGCAGAUGUUCCUCAAGUUGAAGCUGCAACUGACAACUCAGAAGUCUCAAAAACUGAUCAAGAAAGCUCUACCAGUGAAGAGAACCCUGAUGAUAUAUUUGUUAAAACUGAUAAGGAAGAGCCCCGCAGUAGUUUCUCAGUGUCUGCAAAAGAGACUGUCAGAGCAGCUAUUCUUCGCAUUCUCAAAAAGUGUUACAGGCGCAUAUCAUUCGUUGUACAGUAUACAGCACGGUUCCUCAGAGGUGUUAGAAAAAUCUGGAACAUCAUCGGCAUACCAUUGAAUCUUGAUGUACCCAAAUUGUUGCAUUGGCUGUAUGUGGACAAGAUCAACUACUAUGCAGUGCAAUGGCUUGAGAGAAGAACUCAAGAGUUUGAGCCAACAUAUCUAUAUACCAUGGAGAAGGGUUACUUUUUGCUGCCUGAUGAAGCAAAGUCACGGCAUAACAUUCGCACUGCAAAUGUCAGCAUAUCGGCACGACAUCCCUGCUUUGGCAAUAGGUGGCAGCAACUUCUUAUAAACAGAGUCGUAGGAUAUGAUACUAUCUUAAUGAAUAGUUUACAGAACUCUGCUGGUCAAGGUUAUCUAUACAACCACCAGACAAGAGAGUCUUACAAUCUUAGUUACUCGCAAGAACUUACUGAAGGUUCUGCGCAGUUUGGAGAUUACUUGGUGACAAAAUGUGGUGUGCUUAUGAUGUCGCUUUUUGUAUUUUUCACAACUACAAUGUCUGUGUCAUUUACAUUGCGAGAGACACYAACUCGCAUGUUGAAGUUCACAGUGCAGCUUCAACACCAUGCUCAGCAUCGGCUACCAACGUUUCAGUUGAUCUUUGUGCACGUGAUCGAAUCACUUGUCUUUGUACCGAUUAUGAUUGGGAUUCUGUUCUUCCUGUUUGAGUUUUACGACGACCAGCUACUGGCUUUCAUGGUUCUAGUUCUUGUCUGGCUAUGCGAAUUAUUCACCCUGAUAAGUGUCAGGACACCAAUAUCGAUGAAGUUCUUCCCGCGUUUCUUCUUAUUGUACUUCUUGGUGUUCCACAUUUAUUUUUUCUCAUACGCAUAUGGCUUUUCUUAUCUCGCUCUCAUGACCACGGCUGCAUUCAUGCAACACUUGAUUCUAUACUUCUGGAACCGUUUUGAGGUACCAGCUCUUCAAAGAUUCCUUCAAAGCCGACAGUCGCACCUUCAGCAACACCCAGACUUCCACAUCACUUCCUCAACAAUCCUAGCAUCAACUCUUCACAUCACAAGGCUGAACAGAACAACAAGAAACCGAUCUCCAUCUGGUCCAAACAACACAAACCCAAACCAAAACACGGAAACAAGAUCUCCAGCAGCAACAGCAGAUGGAGGAACCGAGAAUCCAAUGCAACAUCAAGGACAAGAAGGGAACGCAGCAAACACCAUUCCUGCAGAGCCUAACCCGCAAGCAGGCGCGAUGAGCUCGUUCAGCUCCAUGCUACUAUGGAUUUUAGGCGGGGCUUCCUCAGAAGGACUUAACUCGUUUCUAUCGAUGUUUAGAGAUGUGAGAGAUGAAGAUGAAGCUCAAGUGUUUGCAGAUGCUUCCCCUCAAAAUCCUCAUCAUGCUCCUCUUUUAGUUGACUAA